GUCCGCGCCGCUCGCUUAUUCGACGGCUGUCCCCGCGUCGCAGACGGUGGCCAACGCGCCAGGCAAUCCAGAGCAUCGGCUCAGAACGAACGAGAGAAUGAACAAUCAGGGACUCUGCAAAGGUAGCACCAAGCACAGACCUGGACUUCCCAUCCCAGAUCUUGGAGUACAUCGAAGGCUUCAGAAAGUCAAAGGCAAUGUUCACGGCGUGCGAGCUGGGCAUCUUCGACUUCUUGGAGAGCCCCGAGGGCCGAACGGGAGCCACGGCGGAGGCGGUGGCCGGAGCAUUGGACGGCGCCGGCCCCACCAGCGUGGAUGGUCUGGGCCGGCUGCUGGACGCCUGCGUCGGCAUGGGGCUGUUGAACAUCAGCGUCCGCGGAGACCAAUUCGUGUACAGCAACACGGAGCAGGCGAGUGUCUUCCUGUGUCGUCACAGUCCCAAGUCGAUGCACGACAUCAUCAUCUACAACUCGGCCACCAUCUACCCGCUGUGGCAGCACCUCCCCGCUGCAGUCUUAGAGGGACAAAAUCAGUAUGAGAAAACCUUUGGGGUCUCUAACGCUGACCUGUUUGGGGCAAUGUACAGGUCGGACGAUGAGAUGAUGAAGUUCAUGAAGUUAAUGAACGGCAUCUGGGCCGUUAACGGCCACGCGGUCCUCACUGCUUUUGACCUCUCACCUUUCAAAGAUGUGUACGACCUUGGAGGGUGCACGGGGGCCCUGGCGCUGCAGCUCGCCGAGAUUCACCCCGACUCACGGGUCACCGUCUUCGACCUCCCGCCCGUCGUGGAGGUGUCGCGGAAACACUUCCUCGCCUCCGGCACCGUGCAGCUGCAAGGAGGCGAUUUUUUCAAAGAUGAGAUCCCGCAGGGCGACCUGUACAUCCUGGCACGGAUCCUACACGACUGGUCCAAGGAGCAGUGCAUGCAGCUGCUGGGCAGCAUCUACUCCAGCUGCCAGCCAGGAGGUGGUUUGCUCGUGGUGGAGUGCCUGCUGGCGGAGGACCGGCGCGGCCCCAUCUCGGUGCAACUCUACUCGCUCAACAUGCUGGUGCAGACCGAGGGCCGCGAACGCUUCGCCUCCGAGUACACGGCCAUGCUCACCGAAGUUGGCUUCCGCGAUGUCCGUGUGGCCAACACGGGCAAGCUCUACAAUGCCAUCCUAGGGCGCAAGUGAAGAGCUUCACAACCCCAUCCUAGCCCGCAAGUGAGGAGCUCUACAAUGCCAUCCUAGCGCGCAAGUGAGGAGCUCUACAAUGCCAUCUUAGCUCACAAGUGAGGAGCUCUACAAUGCCAUCCUAGCGCGCAAGUGAGGAGCUCUACAAUGCCAUCUUAGCACGCAAGUGAGGAGCUCUACAAUCCCAUCUUAGCACACAAGUGAGGAGCUCUACAAUGCCAUCUUAGCACGCAAGUGAGGAGCUCUACAAUGCCAUCUUAGCACGCAAGUGAGGAGCUCUACAAUGCCAUCUUAGCACGCAAGUGAGGAGCUCUACAAUGCCAUCUUAGCACGCAAAUGAGGAGCUCUACAAUGCCAUCUUAGCACGCAAGUGAGGAGCUCUACAAUGCCAUCCUAGCACGCAAGUGAGGAGCUGUACAACGCCAUCCUAGCACGCAAGUGAGGAGCUAUACAAUGCCAUCUUAGCACGCAAGGUGAGGAGCUCUACAAUGCCAUCUUAGCUCGUAAGUGAGGAGCUCUACAAUGCCAUCUUAGCACGCAAGUGAGGAGCUCUACAAUGCCAUCUUAGCACGCAAGUGAGGAGCUGUACAACGCCAUCCUAGCACGCAAGUGAGGAGCUCUACAAUGCCAUCCUAGCACGCAAGUGAGGAGCUCUACAAUGCCAUCCUAGCACGCAAGUGAGGAGCUCUACAAUGCCAUCUUAGCUCGUAAGUGAGGAGCUGUACAACGCCAUCCUCGCCCGCAAGUGAGCGGCCCUCCAAAGCCAUCCUGUUGGAUUGGAAUUAGUUAAGAUUUCCGAUGGCGAGUGCCGGCGGAUGGCUUCAUACAUUCACUAGUGCAUACGUAGGUCUCUAAAAGGACUCGGCAUUCAUGAAGACUGUGGAGGCAUCCUGAUAUUCUGAAAGUGGCUGUCAAGGGACCUCUGUCCAAAAAUGUUUGAAAUCCAGAUGUUUAAAGCAAGGUGCAAAAGAGCUGUUUAUUAUAGGUAUUUUGGGAUGUACCAAUGGAUUAAUACAAUGAUGAUUACUAUUUAUUCUUUGGCAGAAUUCUGUAAAAAGUCACGUAAAUGUGUCACCAAAUCAAUAGGUAACCUUGACAAAGAGACAGCACAAUUCCUCACAAUGUUCUUCCCUAAUUCCCAACAACGAUCCUGUAACUCGCACCCAUUGUUCCCACACCACAGCAAAUGACCCCAGUCGUGAAAGGCGACCCAUUAGUUUGGGGACAAUUUCAGUGGUGGGAAAUUGAGUCUGCUCACAAACCAGUGUGUUGUGCUGUAAUGUAAACCGAUUGCUUCACAUACAGAUACCAUUACAGAGGUGCAGAAAUGAUAUAGUUUCCUCAACACGAGCUGUAGCAGGGGGGUGUCGUUCGACAUCAGCCUACGCCGACUCUAAAUUAAGCUAUACGCUAUUUUUUAUUUUACCAGGUAAGGCUCUUCUUCGGAAGCGACCUGACCACAAAUGAUAGCUCUACGAAGUAGCUUAUCAUGUGGAAAUUUUUAGCAGCCACAUACUCUCAACGUCUGCUUAUGAAUGUGGGGGGGAAACCAGGAGGACCCGGAGGAAUAUACAGACGUCAGGGUCGCAAUUGAAGCCACAACCUCCUACAUACCAGGCGAAGGGAAUUAACACCAUUAUAGAAGUAAUGAGAUAGUUUCCUAAAAGCAGGAUGUUGCCCGGGGGAUUUCCAAUGAUGCCAGAGGAAUCUCUCUCUCUCUCUGACUCCCUUUCGACAUCAGCCGUGCGCCGACUCAAAACCCCAAGGAUGGAACCCAGAAUAAUUUUCCCUCUGCUCUGUGUGACUUCGGAUUUCCUCACGAUACUUUUUUGCAUGAAAAUGAAUAGGAUCACGUAUGUUAGAAUCGAUGUUUAAAAAAAUAAAUGGUAUAUGGUGUCAAUGAGUUCACAUUGCCCCUGCAUACACUGUGGACAUUUACAUUCACCACAAUGUAAUCGGAGACAUUUCCUGAACGUGUGAAACAAUUGCAGUGCCGAGGGGGGGGUGAAUCAUUCCAGAUUUAUUGCAUAGGUUGCAGAAUCAUUGGAAGUCUCUUCACUUAUUAAAAUGCCUUUGUACGACAGCGGGAUGUUUAUUUGCCCGAAGCCACCCAGUGCUGGUGCUGCUAUUAGGAAUAUACUAACACAAUAUAUAACCCUUGACUGUAACCUUCUAUCAUUUACGGAAAUAUUGAUUUAAAAUUAACCACACGUAUAUCGUGUCGUAUACAGUAGGCAUAUUUUUUUUACAUCUGGUGGUUUGUGGGGUAUACGGAAGGCAAAAUGUUGAGCGUGUAGUUUCCUCUCAGCAUGAAUUCCUGUAUUUUAUUAUUUUAUACAAUCAAUGUUCUCGUGAAGGAGCAUAAACCAUCACGUCAACUCCGCUCAUCCUCACAGUGGCUUUUGGCUAGCGAUCGAACAAAGACGGUCACUGUAUCGCGCACUUUCAGAUGUCCUUCUGCGGCCGUCUGGAACGCUCUUCCGAUAUUAGGAAGCUACUGGAGCUACGCACUUUAAAAUCAUCUACAUUGAAAACUCAUUUUUUUAUAACUGCUUUUUGUCUUUCAUUUUGUUGUCCUUCCCCCGCACCUCCGAUUAUCACGGUUGGAUAUGUACGGUGUGAAAGAAGCUCAACAUACGUAUGUACAAUGUGUGUGUAUGGGACAUGGUUGCUGAAGCAGGAAAAUGUAUUUCCCCCCACCCACCAACUUCAUGAUGCACUGGACAGUCGUGGUUGAUUAUGCUCAAAUUAUAUCUGGUGAUGCCGCUGCGUUGCCAGCGGUGCACAGGCAUAAUUAUCAAAAAUGUCAACACAUUCGCCAAUAACUCUGUGGCAUUAACAGAAAAUGUAUACAAUCGGCGACAAUCCAGGCAAUGGGUUUUCAUAUUAAUGUACAUACAUUGAAUAGAUUAGAUUUCCAGGAUUGUUGUAUGGAAAUAGGAGUGGAGAUCAGAGAGAGCCCUCUUUAUUAAUUGUAUGCACAUAAAAUGCACAAUGCAAACAAAGGGGCAUUGCCCAAAACGUCGCCUGCUAUUUAUAUUUCCUUUGAGGCAGUGUGAUUAACGAAUGUGUUGAGUUUUAUGGUUGAUUACUGCAUUAUUCUAUUUGUGCUGCAUUUCAUUGUGAAGUGUAAUUAUUUCACGAGUAAAAAACAAAACAGAAGCAUCCAAUGUGUUCGCAUUCACACUGAGAAGGGUUUUUUCAUACAUGGGCAUCUCGGAAAUGCAAUAUUUCCAUUCAAGUCACUCAUAAGCAUCGCAAGGAAAUCAGAACCUACGCAGAGCUGAGGGGAAUUGAUUCUGGUUGCCACCCUAGGAGUUUUGAGUUGCGGUGGUGAGAUGUUAAUUCCCUCGCCUGGUAUGCAGGCGAUUGUGGGUUCGAUUGCGAUCCUGACGUCUGUAUAUUCCUCCGGGUCCUCCUGGUUUCCCUCCACAUUUAGAAGCAUACGUUGAGAGUAUUUGGCUGCUAUAGAUUUCCACAUAAUAAGCCACUUCGUUGAGCUAUCAUUAGUGGGCCAGGUCGUUAUGAAGAAGAUCCUUAAACUAUUUCAUCCCUGCACCUCUGUAAUGGUAUCUCUAUGUGAAGCAAUCGGUUUACAUUACAGCACAACACACUGGUUGGUGAGCAGCCUCAAUUUCCCACCACUGAAAUUGUACCCUAAAUGAAGGGUCGCCUUUCAUGACUGCGGUCAUUUGCUGCGGUGUGGGAACAAUGGGUGCGAGUUAUAGGAUCGUUGUUGGGAAUUAGGAGUGAGGAUCAGAGGGAGAGCCCUCUUGAGAAAUUGCGCUGUCUCUUUGUGAUGUUUACCUAUCGAUUUGGUUACACAUUUAUUGAUUUUAGUUUUUACAGAAUUCCGUGGAAAUUUUUCCUGUGAGCAUCCCAUAACGUUGUAGCACCUCGUGUGUGAGCAACUAACACUAUCUCUUUUUUAAUGAAUCCCUUGCCUAUUAUAGAACGCAACCUCCUUAAUUAAGACCAAACCUUCUAUUCUGUGGAGAGAUAAUUUCCUCCCUAAAAAAAAUGUACAAUUACCGCACUGCUAAUGAGAAUAGCUCAAUUACAAGAGAA
Molecule: messenger RNA, 5243 nt
Organism: Lethenteron reissneri (Far Eastern brook lamprey)
Lineage: Eukaryota; Metazoa; Chordata; Hyperoartia; Petromyzontiformes; Petromyzontidae
Product: acetylserotonin O-methyltransferase-like
Molecular function (GO): protein dimerization activity; O-methyltransferase activity
Source: RefSeq, a predicted model, not a curated record